Messenger RNA from Anoplopoma fimbria (sablefish), 7067 nucleotides. It is a transcript of the gene col4a5, whose product is annotated as collagen, type IV, alpha 5 (Alport syndrome). Gene Ontology annotation, molecular function: extracellular matrix structural constituent. Gene Ontology annotation, cellular component: basement membrane; collagen trimer. The transcript is spliced from 49 exons. The record is from RefSeq and is a predicted model, not a curated record. Lineage: Eukaryota; Metazoa; Chordata; Actinopteri; Perciformes; Anoplopomatidae. The coding region runs from base 210 to 5255 and encodes 1681 amino acids.
CAGAGGCGCACGGUGCCACAGCCAGGACCACGGGAGCCUCUGCACACACCGAGAACAAGACACCCCUUUACUCCUCUUUAUUAUUUCUAUUUCUCUGAGAAGCAAGUGUGCAAAGAAAAGAAGAGUGCAGCAGGGCUAUGGCUCGCCAGUAGAGAGGAGAGAGGUGUGAGUGUUAACAGGAGGAUCUUGCUUUAUUCUCUCCGGCCGAGAUGAGUGAAGACUUGAAGAGCCUGCGACGGCUCGCUGCUCCUCUGCUCGUCUUCGUGCUGUGCGUCGCGGUGCAGCGAUCCGACUCUGCGGCUUGCCAUGGCUGCGUGGGAUCCAAAUGUGACUGCAGCGGAGUAAAAGGAACCAAGGGUGAGCGGGGUUUCCCAGGUCUCACCGGACAGCCAGGAGUCCCAGGAUUCCCUGGACCUGAGGGGCCGAUCGGGGGCAGAGGAGAGAAGGGUAGUGAUGGACCUCAAGGACUUUAUGGUCCAAAAGGAAUCAGAGGCCCCUCUGGAUUGCCAGGAUUUCCAGGAACACCAGGACUUCCGGGUCUGCCAGGGCUGGACGGACCUCCAGGCCCGAGAGGAAUACCGGGUUGCAACGGGACAAAGGGUGACAGGGGUUUCCCAGGAAAUUCAGGAAUUCCCGGACAGCAAGGGCGAUCGGGUCCACCUGGUCUGCCAGGACAAAAGGGCGACCCAGGUGACGUGAUCUCCACCAAUCGUUUUGGAGAGAAAGGAUCAGUGGGAUUGCCCGGAUUGCCAGGAGUUCCUGGAACUUCCGGACCCCCCGGUGUGCAAGGUCCACUCGGCCCUCCAGGACCCAGAGGCUACGAGGGUCGUCCAGGUCCUCCAGGUCUUCAAGGACCAAAGGGAAACAUGGGAUUGAACUUCCAAGGGCCCAAAGGAGAGAAGGGUGAACCAGGUCUGCAAGGGCCUCCUGGUCCUCCAGGGCAAGUCGGAGAACAGAAGAAACCGCCGGAGACAGAGAUUCAGAGAGGAGACAAGGGUGACCCAGGUCUUCCCGGUUCCUCCGGCGAUCCAGGCUAUCCAGGACCCCCUGGUCCCUCAGGUGGCCAGAAAGGAGGCAAAGGAGAUCCAGGAGAAGCAGGAAAACGAGGCAAAUCAGGCAAAGACGGCGACCCCGGUCCUCCAGGCUUCCCCGGAGGCACAGGAGAGUCAGGCCUGCCAGGUCCUCCAGGCAGGGAUGGAGAGAGAGGAUUUAAAGGUGAUCCUGGAUACCCAGGCCCACCAGGACUGGUGCUCGGUAGCCAGGCAGGAGGUCUGAUCGGCCCCAAAGGUGAACCCGGCUACCCCGGAUCACCUGGAAGCAAAGGAGAGAGAGGACCAGCAGGUUUAUCCGGACCUCCAGGUGCACCAGGACUUCCAGCUAUCGGAGGUGGUGGUCAGCCCGGACCUCCAGGCUUCCCAGGAGAUAGAGGGCAGAAGGGAGAACUCGGCCCCCCAGGGCUGUCCCUGCCAGGUCAGCCAGGACGUUCGGGGUCUCCUGGUUUGCAGGGACCACAGGGGCCCCCAGGACCUCCGGGCUUCUCCUCAGGACAAAACUGCCUCACUGGAGAGCCGGGGCGUCCCGGUCUGCAGGGAGAGAGAGGCUACCCAGGAGGGUCUGGCCAGAAAGGUGAAAAGGGCGACACCUGUGAGAACUGCUUCCGCGAUUCCAGCGGCAUCCCAGGACCCCCAGGACCUGCAGGACAGCCCGGAUUCCCCGGAUCUCCGGGCGGCCCCGGUAACAAAGGAGACAGAGGAUAUCCAGGAACGCCUGGUGGCGUUGGACCCUCCGGCUCCGCCGGUCCUCAAGGUUCUCCAGGAUUCCCCGGGGAGAAGGGAGACCCAGGCGAUGCCAUCACAAUAGGCGGUGGGCGGGGAGAGAAGGGUGACACUGGUUUCCCCGGAUCACCCGGUCUCCCCGGUCUGGACGGUCGACCCGGUCGCGACGGACAGCCUGGAAAUCCUGGAGCCAAAGGAACUCCCGGCUCUCUGCUGGUGAAAGGAGAACGAGGUGUCCCCGGUGAGUCAGGCUCCCCAGGUAUCCCAGGAGACAGGGGUCCUCCAGGAAGCCCUGGCUAUGGACCUCAGGGAUCCUCAGGAGAGAAAGGCAUCCAGGGCGUCUCAGGAAGACCUGGAGGUUCUGGUGCACCCGGUACUAAAGGUGAACCAGGACUGACGGUGGCUGAGAAAGGCUUACCUGGACCCAGAGGAUUGGACGGUUCCCCAGGAGGGCCCGGUUCAUCAGGUAGCCCAGGUCAGCCCGGACAGAAUGGUUUCCCUGGUUCACCAGGAAUAAAGGGGGAACCUGGACUCUCGGGCAUCGGACUCCCAGGACCCCCAGGAGUUAAAGGAUUCCCAGGUAUCUCCGGCCAGCCAGGUGCUUCUGCUGGACCAGGUAGACCAGGAGUAGAUGGACUCCCUGGCCAGCCUGGAUUUCCUGGACCCAAGGGUGAGCCUGGCUUUGGCCUUCCCGGCCCCCCAGGUCAACCAGGAGUUCCUGGAGGUAAAGGUUUCACCGGACCAAAGGGAGACCCCGGCUUCCCUGGCGGCCCCGGUUCACCUGGACGAUCUGGAUUUGAUGGCUCUCCGGGAUCUAAAGGUGACCCCGGUACACCUGGUAUACCUGGAGCUCGUGGCCCACCUGGAUCCCCCACCUCUGGCUCAGUGGGUCCGCCAGGCCCCCCUGGAUCCACUGGCCCGAUGGGACCACCAGGAUUCCCUGGAUCCAACGGAAACAAGGGUGACCCCGGCUCUCCAGGUCAAGACAUCCCAGGACUGCCAGGAGACAGAGGAAGUCCCGGUUUCCCAGGUUCCCCCGGCUCAAUCGGAACGUCAGGACCUCCUGGAGGACCUGGACGGGAUGGCCUGCCUGGACUGCCAGGUCAGAAAGGAGACAUGGGUCCCAUGGGAACCCCAGGACCUUCUGGAGGACCAGGAGGCCCAGGAGGGCCCGGCUUUUCAGGACCCAAAGGUGAUCCUGGAUUCCCAGGCAGAGACGGCAAUCCCGGCGGUCCCGGUUUUAAAGGAGACAGAGGUGAGCCUGGCCUCCAGGGACCCCCGGGAAGCAGCGAGCGACCAGCUGAGAUAAAAGGAUCCAAAGGAGACCCUGGAAUACCAGGUACACCAGGUAAUUCAGGUCAGAAAGGCGUCCCUGGUCUCACUGGUGACCCCGGACUGUCAGGAUCCGAUGGACGUCCCGGACUUCCCGGACCACCAGGUCCCAAGGGAGAUCCUGGCAUCCCAGGAGGCUCAGGUGGUCCUGGAGGUCCAGGAGCAAAAGGCACCAUGGGAGAAAUGGGUUUCCCAGGACCAUCAGGGCAGAAGGGUGGUUCAGGUCAGUCGGGUAGGCCUGGAUCCCCGGGACAGCCAGGAGGACCUGGUUUCCCCGGAGCCAAAGGUGAACCAGGCUCUGCUGGAAUCGGACCACCGGGACUAUCUGGACAGAAGGGUGAAUCAGGUCAGCCAGGGUUCCCCGGAAGUUCAGGACUUAAAGGAACACCAGGAUCACCCGGUCUCCCAGGUAUAUCAGGAGGGCCAGGUUCCAAAGGUGACCCCGGACUCCCAGGAUUCCAAGGUUCUCCGGGUAUCCCCGGUCCUAAAGGUCUCGACGGUGGGCCCGGUGGCUCAGGUCUCACUGGAGCUCCCGGUAGACCAGGAGAAUCUGGCCGACCAGGAGGACCAGGGUUGCCAGGAGACAAGGGUCAGGCAGGUCGGGACGGGAUCCCAGGACCGGCUGGCAUCAAAGGAGACCCAGGUCUUCCUGGUUAUGGUGGACCCGGUGCUUCUGGGCUUCCAGGGUUGCCAGGUUCAAAGGGAGACCCAGGUCUUCCCGGCCCGUCUGGCAGCCCCGGUUUUCAAGGAAACAAAGGAGAUGCUGGUUUCCCCGGAUCCCCUGGUCCUCCAGGCAACAACGGCCCUGCUGGGCCUCCAGGACAGGCUCUGCAGGGCCCCAAAGGACUCCAAGGACUCCCUGGACCACCAGGAAGAGGAGGUUCAUCCGGCCCACCGGGACCCCGCGGGCCCGCAGGAAGCGGCGGUGUUAAGGGAGAGAAGGGAAUUCCCGGCGCUCCUGGACAGCCGGGCUUCCCGGGAUCGAAGGGAGAUAGCGGUGUUUCCGGAUUCCCUGGUCCCUCUGGUCUUCCCGGUAAUCCUGGUUUGAAGGGAGAUAUCGGUCAGCCUGGCGUUCCUGGCUUCCCUGGAUCAAAGGGAGAAUCUGGACUCCCCGGUGGAAGUGGCCUUCCUGGAGAUCCUGGCAAUGUCGGAGCCCCUGGCCCUCCUGGUAACCCUGCUAUACCUCCAACCCCCAUCAUGGUGAAGGGAGAGCAGGGAGCCCCUGGUAAUCAGGGUCUGCCUGGUGGUCGGGGAGCUCCUGGCUCUUCUGGGCGAGACGGACUUCCAGGUCAGCCUGGUGACCCCGGGGACUCUGGUCUGGAGGGUCCUCCAGGCUUCAGCGGCCCACCCGGCAGGAAGGGAGACAACGGACCCGCUGGUCAGCCUGGUCAGCGUGGAUACCCUGGUCCCCCCGGUUCAGACGGUCCACAGGGAAUUCCCGGUCCUCCAGGGUCCGUCUCUGCAGCCCACGGCUUCCUCAUCACCCGUCACAGCCAGGGUCAAGAUGUGCCCUACUGUCCCGAAGGAACUGGCCUCAUCUACGACGGCUACUCCCUGCUGUACGUGCAGGGCAACGAGAGGGCACACGGGCAGGAUCUCGGCACGGCCGGCAGCUGUCUGCGCCGGUUCAGCACCAUGCCCUUCAUGUUCUGCAACAUCAACAACGUCUGCAACUUCGCCUCCCGCAACGACUACUCCUACUGGCUGUCCACGCCGGAGCCCAUGCCCAUGUCCAUGGCCCCCAUCACCGGAGAGGGCAUCAAGCCUUUCAUCAGCAGGUGUGCGGUGUGUGAAGCUCCAGCUAUGGUGAUCGCAGUCCACAGUCAGACAAUCCAGAUUCCAACUUGCCCUUCAAAUUGGGAACCUCUGUGGAUCGGAUACUCCUUCAUGAUGCACACCAGUGCGGGUGCGGAGGGCUCCGGUCAGGCCCUGGCCUCCCCCGGCUCCUGCCUGGAGGAGUUCCGCAGCGCUCCCUUCAUCGAGUGCCACGGCAGAGGGACGUGCAACUACUACGGCAACUCCUACAGCUUCUGGCUGGCCACCGUGGAAACCUCUGAGAUGUUCAAGAAGCCCCAGUCGGAGACUCUCAAGGCGGGUAACCUACGGACGCGUGUCAGCCGCUGCGUGGUCUGCAUGAAGAGGACGUAACGGCACACGGCGACACGCAAACCCACCGCUGCCGGGAUACGCACGAUCAAUAAAAAGAGGUGAUUGGAUGACGGGGGACAAGUCUGGGGGGUGACGAGGUGGAACUCCAAUGGUGCAUUGUUCUCCGGAUACAACACAUCUUACAACUUUAAACAAUGGUGCUACUGUGCAACACAGCUUAAAAAAAAAAAGAAAAAAAAAAAAAAAGAAAGACGUAAAUAAAUCUUACAUUUAUUCUUUGUUUCUCUUAAGAAGUACCUCAAAAUGAGAGCAGAAACAUAUCCACUUAAAGGUGUCAUGAUGGAUGUGUGACAACAAAAAGCGCAUUUUUUCCCCCCAUUCUUUUCUCCCUUCUUUCUUAUUGUUUCCUUUCUCUCUUUAAAAAAAAAAAAAAAAAAAUCACUUUUGAAAAUGUGAUUUUGUACCAUUAGACAGAAGUGCUCUUUUUUUUCUCGUUGUUCUUUGACCUUAUAUGAUGAGGAGUGGAUUACCAAAUCGGCACUUUGACUUCGGAACAUCCAAGAUGAGAGAUGCACUGACGAUGAGCUUUUCCUUAGUGAGACUGCCCUUUUUCUUUUUUUCUUUUUUACUACUAGCUCUUCAUCCACUCGCUCCUUCUCUCUCUUCUCUACGUCAUUUAUUUUCCUGUCGUUUUUUUUAACGUUACAUUUGGUGGUACUAACCCUGCUGUAGCCCCGCCUCCUAACCAUCAGCCUGUACACCUUCCUCCUCUUUGCCUUUUUAUUUUUUUUUGUAAGUAAUAAAAUGUGUAUAUUGUGUAAAACACCUAUUUUGUUCUUAGUGUAGUCGGUCCUGAAUCGGUACCAGCUGUUUGUUAUAAGACAACAUUUUCCAGGUUCUUUUUCUAGCUCACACACACACACACACACACUCACACACUCACGCAUUCACACACAGAUACACUCACACGUAUUCACGUCAACGCUCACUGACACACAUCCACUCAGAUAUUGUACAAAGUAAGGCUUUUAUGAAUGAAACAGUAUUUUAUAUAUAAUAAAUAUAUAUAUUUGAAAAAAAAAGAGGAUAAAAAGGUAUAUAAACUUUAUUCGGCUGUGGGGAGGUUGUUCGCUGUUUUCAAACACAAAGGUCACCGAAUUAUAAAGCCAACUACUGAGCACAGACAGAGCCAUUCUCCCUAAAACACAACUGUCUUGUAUGAUAUUAACGAUGCCAAUCACUUCAACCUUUUUGUACUCAAUUUGUAGAAUGUUGAACUGAAAUAAAGGGGAUUUGCUUUUUUUUUUUUUUUUAGGUAGUGUAAUGAUUGGGGAACGUUACAGAUAUUUGUGCAAAAAAAUGAGAAAAAAGGAUUUGAAUUAAAUCUUGGCUCCUUGAUUAGAAAACCUCUAUUUGUUUUGUGUUUUUUUUUUUAACAUUUCCAGGUGCUGGGCUUUGCUUUUAAAAAAGAGGGCCUGAGGUUUUUUGGGCCUGUUUUGCACCCGAAAAUCCUUCAAAUCCACUUUGGCUUGCUUGAAUUUGAAGUGUUCACACUCGACCCUGUUGAGUGUUUGUGCUUUUAAAUCGGCUUCUCUCACAUCAGGUGUUCACACUCCAGAUGUACUGAAAGUCUACAAGAGCUGUCUAUUUGGGGGAAGGAGGGAAGACAUUUUUUUUUCUCCUGUGAUUUUAUUGUUAUUUUUAUUUUUUCAAAACUGCUUUUAUGAAUUCUAAUUAUGUCAACCUGGGGUGCGAUCUGGUUGUGUAUUUUGUUUUCUUUUUUUUUUUGUUUAUUUUACAUGUUAUGUUAUCCAGAAGUUGUUAUAAACUUUUAAGACUGAAAUAAAUACU